GCUACCCAGUGGCUAUCAGAGUGGCACAAUGGCAUUGGCACUACUGCCAUCUCAGUACUUACACCCUUCAUGUCAAUGCAGGACAACAUCAAGACUGAUGAGGAUCACAAAGAUUUUGUGAAAAACUUACAUCUCAAGCUAGGAUUCUUGUAUGGCACCAUCAUGGAGGAUGGCAAAUACAAACAACCCUUUCAGUCUGAACUUCUCAUUCAGGUUCAGGUUCUCAUGCAGCAUAGCAGGGACAUGCACAUCAGUGAACUGAAAUUCAACAGUAAAGGGAAGGCCAUCAAGGUCCCCCACAGCUUGAACAAAGUCACAGGCAAGCCUAGUAGUGCUCUCAGGGCCUUUUCAGACACCAACUACAGCAAGGUGACCAGAGGCUAC
Suillus subaureus is the source of this 384-nucleotide messenger RNA. RefSeq lists its product as uncharacterized. NCBI's taxonomy places the organism in Eukaryota, Fungi, Basidiomycota, Agaricomycetes, Boletales, Suillaceae. The annotation marks the transcript as partial. The transcript has 2 exons. The record is from RefSeq and is a predicted model, not a curated record.